GGCUGCUUAGUUGUAUAAUGUCAGAUUUUAUUGACAGUAUAUUGACGGUUUUUAUUUUAUUUUACUAACGUUUUACAUCGGUAUUCACUAGAAAAGAAAAUGAGAAGCUUCAAAUUACAUCUAACUACAAUCUGUAUUUUUGUAUUAAUGUCUUUUGAGAUAUUUGGCGAUCAAUCGAAAACCAUUGAAGUUGAAGCAGUAGUUGAAACUGGGUUGAGGGAAGGUGAUUGCAGCAAGGCUGUGCUAUCCGAUAUGGUGUUCCAAGAUCAUAUCAGGAAACCAACAAUUCCGCUCAUUUCUAGAAACGCGUCUGUGACUUGGCAUGGCGACGCUAAAAUUUAUUGCAUCAUCGCCGAACCCGAAAAAGAACAAACUCCGGGCUCUAAUGUAAUUGUCAAAGACGGAGGAGUCAAUCACACUUUUGUUAACUUAGAAAUACAUUCUAAGAAAGGCGAAGGUUUGGAUUAUGCUGUGCAAAUUUUUGGAAUAAAGGUUCGAUAAAGAUUCAAGAGCCAAAGAUGUUUACUUAUUUUUUAAUAUCUUGAACAUUAUUAAUAAAAUAAAGUUACAGAUUAUAAA
Messenger RNA from Diabrotica virgifera virgifera (western corn rootworm), 579 nucleotides. RefSeq lists its product as uncharacterized. Bases 100 to 501 code for a protein of 133 amino acids. The transcript has 2 exons. The record is from RefSeq and is a predicted model, not a curated record. Lineage: Eukaryota; Metazoa; Arthropoda; Insecta; Coleoptera; Chrysomelidae.